GCCAAGUGAAGUUAAGGUUAUACAAAACUCGAAACUCGAAAGCAUUGCAACGAGUUAGAGGUUAAGAAACGUAUCGUAUCAUAAUAUUCCAUAAAAUAUUGUUUAUACUAUAUAUUAACAAUAACUAAAGCAAUGAAGGACGACGAAGAUUUUGACUUUGUCGCAUCGGAACAUGAUCGAAUGGUUAGUGCAAUUACAAAAUUAGACAAAACCCAACAUAUAACUGAACCCACAAGAAGUGAACCUACGAGUUUGAAUUCUGAGUUUAAUUUAAUUAAAAAACCUAAUGUAUUGAAACUAAAAAAUGUUGUUAAAGUGUUGGAGGAUACUGCUCACAAUGUACAAAUUAGUAAAAAACUCAAAGAGAGUCAGAAAGUCUCUCGAGUGCUACCAAAGCCGUUGGAGAAGCCUCAAGCUGAGCGUAUUAAGAGAGCAACUGGGUAUGAACAAACGAAAAAUAAAGUGGCAAGAUGGGACCCUGUUGUUGCUAGAAAUCGGACUGUUGAUUUUGUCUCAUACCCUUUAAAGACUUUCUCGAGUAAAAUGCAGCCAACGGGAGAUUUCUUAUCAAAGCUUAAGCUUAAGUCAUCACUAGAAAAAGAAUUGGAAGAAAUAGAUCCUGCCCCUGAGCCUGAAGUCAUUGAAGAAGAAAAACAAACAUAUCCUAUGUCGUAUCAAGAGAUGCUCGAACAUAGACAACACUUAGCUAAAAUACGAGCCCAGCAAUCUUACAAUGCAGCAAAAGCUAAAAGACAGAGUAAAAUAAAAAGUAAAAAAUACCAUCGUAUACUCAAAAAAGAAAAACUGAAACAGCAAAUAAAAGAAUUUGAAGAACUACAAACUAAAAAUCCAGAAGAAGCACUCAAAAAACUAGAGGAGCUAGAAAAGGUUCGGGCCUUAGAAAGACACACAUUAAGACAUAAGAAUACUGGAAAAUGGGCUAAGAGCAAAUUAGUACGAGCAAAGUAUGAUAAAGAAGUAAGGCAGCAAUUAUCUGAACAAUUAUCAGUUAGCAAAAGUUUAACAAAAAAAGUUCAAAAUACUGAAAGUACUGAUGAUGAGGCUGAUGAAACAGAAAAUAUACCAGAUAUAACAUUAGCCCAGGAUGAAAAGAAUCCAUGGAUGAUGAAGAGAUCUGAUAAAACAAAUAUUGAUGCAGAGUUUAACUUUGGGUACAAAAAGUAUUUAAAAGACAAAAUGUACAAAAGAAAAGAAGAAAGUGAUUCUGAUUCUGAUGAAGAAAAUUCUAAACAUGAUAAAUUAAGUCUUUCACUUCGUGUACUUAAAGAAGGUCUAAAAAAAUUAGGAAAUUCAGACAAUUCAGUUAAUACUGAUAUGGUAACAGAAAAGCAAGAGGAUGAUAAUAAUAGUAACCUAGUUAAAAACCAAAAUAUAUCAUUUAAUAAAACAAAAAGCUCUGUGGAAACUAUAACAAAACAAAGGAAAAAUAAGUCUAAUAAAACUAUUGCUACCUCUCCUUGGCAUGUUGAUACUAUUGAUGCUACAACAGUUAAUAAACAAGAUAAAAUAGUUUCAGAAAAUGAAACAGUUUCUGAAGCUUUUGAUAAUUUAGAUAAAAAAAUAGCAAUACGAGUAGGAAAAAAACUGAUGAAAUUAAAAAAAGAAAUGAAAAAACUUGAAAGAGCUCCUAUCAGUGGAGACAGUAACAGCAAUAAAGAAUCAGAUGAGAUAGACAAUUUAGAGUACUUAAAAUUAAGAAAGCAAAAUCCAAAACCUUUUAUUGAUGAAGAACUCAUAGAAACUCAUGGAAACAAAAAAAUAAUGGAUAAAGAAACUACCAAUAUUCCUUUAAAUAUAUUGUCAAAAACAGAUAAACCUUUAGAAGAACACACUAAUGCAGAUAUUGACCCAAGUAGAUUUAUUGAAGUUAAGCCCAAGUAUCUCAGCACUUCUAAAUCAAAUGAAGAUAAUGAUUUUGAUGAUUUAGAUGAUGAUGAACAAGUUGUUCCAAAAGUUGACAUAGAAGAAGUAUUUGAAGAGGACGAUGUGGUAGCUAGUUUCAGGCAAGAAAAAGAAGACGAAAUCAAUAAUGAUACACCAAAAAAUGUUGAUUUGACACUUCCUGGAUGGGGUCAAUGGGGAGGGAAAGGAGUUAAAACAAAACCCAGUAAGCGGAAAAAUAAUAGAUUUAUCAAAGCUCCACCCAAAGUGCCUAGACGUGAUGAAAACAAGGGUGAUAUUAUAAUAAAUGAAAUAAAAAUUCCAAAACUUGUUUCACAUAAAGUUGCUGAUAUACCAUUUCCAUUUACUAGUGUUAAAGAGUAUGAAGCCUCUAUAAGAACUCCCAUGGGUAACACAUUUAUACCAGAAACAGCACAUAAGAAACUCAUUCGUCCUAAUGUGAUUACUAAAGUAGGUUCCGUGAUAGAACCUAUGGAUGAAGAUGAAUUACUUGUUAAAAGAAAUCAGACUUUUAAGAAUGAAUCAGUUAUUAAAUUAUUAGGGAAGCAAUAAAACAAUGUUAUUUUCUUA
Messenger RNA from Vanessa tameamea, 2493 nucleotides. RefSeq names its product U3 small nucleolar RNA-associated protein 14 homolog A. The transcript has 3 exons. Gene Ontology annotation, biological process: rRNA processing. The coding region runs from base 133 to 2475 and encodes 780 amino acids. The record is from RefSeq and is a predicted model, not a curated record. Gene Ontology annotation, cellular component: nucleolus; small-subunit processome. Lineage: Eukaryota; Metazoa; Arthropoda; Insecta; Lepidoptera; Nymphalidae.